AUGGAAGUCAUCCGAGAACGCGAUGGACUCAUCCUUUCUCAACGCAAAUUCACUUUAGACCUUCUCCAAGAAUUUGAUUCCCUCAAUUUGUCACAUGUUUUUUCUUCACUUGACUCAUUUACUCGUUUGUCUACUCACACAGAGGAACCAAUAGAGGAUCCCACCUUGUAUCGCCAUCUCCUUGGAAAACUUAACUACCUCACUCAUACCCGACCAGACUUAUCCUUCACUGUCCAGCACCUCAGCCAGUACAUGCAGGACCCACGAAAGCCACAUCUAGAUGCAGCCUUCCGUGUGCUUCACUAUCUGCUCAAAGACCCUGGACUUGGACUCUUUAUAUCUUCUUCCUCCUCUUUCAAGCUCCUCGCUUUUUGUGACUCUGAUUGGGCCACCUGCCCGGACUCAAGGAAGUCGGUGAGUGGGUUUUACAUCUCCCUUGGUACCUCUCCGAUUUCUUGGAAAUCCAAGAAGCAGACUUCCAUCUCACUCAGUUCGGCCGAGGCAGAAUAUAGAUCCAUGCCCCGUGUGGUUGGUGAGCUUACAUGGUUGGUCCGUCUUUUUGAGGAUCUGUCGAUUCCCAUUUCUCUUCCCGUCACUCUUCACUCCGACAGCCAAACAACGAUUCAUAUAGCAAAAAAUCCUAUUUUUCACGAACGGACCAAGCAUGUUGAAAUCGACUGUCAUUUUGUGCGCGAACAAUACCUCGUUGGGCUGAUUUCGUUGUCUUUUGUUCGAUCUUCUGCCCAAUUGGCAGAUCUCUUCACAAAACCACUCGCCGGACCUCUUCAUCAUGAUCUCUUGGGCAAGUUAG
Messenger RNA from Nicotiana tabacum (common tobacco), 811 nucleotides. Lineage: Eukaryota; Viridiplantae; Streptophyta; Magnoliopsida; Solanales; Solanaceae. The record is from RefSeq and is a predicted model, not a curated record.